UAGAGAGGGUAGGGCUGGAGAGCGCAGGAUGCUCUUUAAUGUGCGCGCAUGUAGACCACUUGAUGUGCACACUAGAUUCCUCUCGUUCUCUCUCGUGAUGAACUGCAGCUUACCACCCAGCCACCAGCGUGAUUUCCUACCGCAGUUGCAAUCGACUUUCCCCCGACUUUGCACCCCGGUCAAGUUUCUUGAGUUGUAGUGUGGACUCUUCAUUAAUACCCUGGCCUUGUUAACUCCGGGGUGGUCCGAGAGGGACCGUGAAAGCGUCCGCGGGACCAGGCUGCGCGAGCCGUGGAACUGCCCCGAGCCCCGCGCGCUCAUGGAGGGAGACAUCAUGGACAAACUGGACGACAUGGCUUCGGUCUACGAGUUCGACCCGUUAACGGGAAACAUCCCCGCCACCAAAGUGGAGAUCACAGUUUCGUGCAGGAGUCUGUUAGACAGAGACACGUUCUCCAAAUCUGAUCCAAUGUGUGUCAUGUACACUCAAGGAGUGGAGACCAAGCAGUGGAGAGAGUUCGGGAGAACGGAGGUGAUUGACAACACGCUAAAUCCAGACUUUGUCAGGAAGUACAUCUUGGACUACUUCUUUGAGGAAAAGCAGAACAUGCGCUUUGAUUUGUAUGAUGUUGAUUCUAAAAGUCCUGACCUCUCCAAACAUAAGUCCUUUGAACUAAACGACUUUCUCGGUCAGAUGUUCUGCACGCUGGGCGAGAUUGUGGGCUCACCAGCCAGUCGACUAGAGAAACCUCUUGGGGGAAUAGCAGGGAAGAACUGCGGUACUAUCAUCUUAACUGCUGAGGAACUUGGGAACUGCAGGGACAGUGCGACAAUGCAGUUUUGUGCCAACAAACUGGAUAAAAAGGACUUUUUCGGGAAAUCCGAUCCAUUCAUGGUCUUCUACAGGAGUAAUGAAGACGGCACGUUUACAAUCUGCCAUAAGACAGAAGUGGUGAAGAACACAUUAAACCCUGUUUGGCAGUCAUUUACCAUCCCAGUCAGAGCUCUCUGCAACGGCGACUUUGACAGAACAAUCAAAGUGGAAGUGUACGAUUGGGACCGUGAUGGCAGCCACGAUUUCAUCGGUGAAUUCACCACCAGCUACAGAGAACUAGCCCGAGGUCAGAGCCAGUUCAACAUAUACGAGGUGGUGAAUCCGAAGAAGAAGAUGAAAAAGAAGAAAUACGUCAAUUCAGGCACGGUGACACUGCUCUCGUUUUCCGUGGAAUCUGAGUCGACUUUCCUCGAUUACAUCAAAGGAGGGACCCAGAUCAAUUUCACUGUGGCCAUUGAUUUCACCGCUUCUAAUGGUAACCCAUCCCAGUCCACAUCUCUCCAUUACAUGAACCCCUACCAGAUGAACGCCUACGCUCUGGCGCUGAAGGCUGUGGGCGAAAUCAUCCAGGACUAUGACAGUGACAAGAUGUUUCCAGCACUGGGCUUCGGAGCCAAACUGCCCCCUGAUGGACGGGUGUCUCAUGAAUUUCCUCUAAACGGCAAUAUUGAAAAUCCCUACUGUAACGGCAUCGAGGGGAUAUUGGAGGCAUACCACCAGAGUUUAAAGACCGUCCAGCUCUACGGACCCACCAACUUUGCCCCUGUUGUAAAUCAUGUGGCCAGGUACGCAGCUGCCGUCCAGGAUGGCUCCCAGUACUUCAUCCUCCUCAUCAUCACAGAUGGUGUCAUAUCAGACAUGUCACAGACCAAAGAGGCCAUUGUUAAUGCUGCCAAGCUGCCCAUGUCCAUCAUUAUCGUCGGAGUCGGCCAGGCUGAAUUUGAUGCUAUGGUUGAACUGGAUGGUGAUGACAUAAGAAUCUCUUCACGAGGGAAACUUGCAGAGCGAGACAUUGUCCAGUUUGUGCCGUUUCGGGAUUACAUGGACCGGACGGGUAACCACGUGUUGAGUAUGGCCCGUCUGGCCAAAGACGUUUUGGCUGAGAUUCCUGACCAGUUCAUUUCCUACAUGAAGAGCCGGGGAAUCAAACCCAAUCCAGCACCGCCCCCUUACACACCCCCAGGACACACGCAUCACACACAGAUCUGAGCACACCCUGGGCUUUGAAAGCUAGUCUGAGACAGCAGCCCUCUUCUCCCUGGAAUUAUGGGGUAGCUAUACAGGACCUUUGGAGCUUUAGCUCCCGAGGUUACCGUGUGUUCGAACUCUCCAAGACACUCUGAUGUACAGUGGUGUUUCUUUUUGUGUUUUUUUUUAUAUAUAUAUAUUUCUGCCCGUUUUCCUUGGAUAGGACAGUGUGAUCCAAGAAUGUGACCCAAGGGCAGCUUUUUGUUUUGUUUUGUUCGGAAAAUAUAAUAUAUAAAUAUCUUGGCCUGUGACUGUUUCUUAUUUCGUGGAUGGAUCGACGAGGGGACAAGAGCCUGGAGGAGAUAGUAAAGAGGAGAUGUUUAUGGUUUCAACUUGUGCCUGUCUGUGACUUUGUCAGUGUACUGGACACAUGUGCCCUAUUCUGACAUUUGACCUUAUUUUAUAUCAGUAUACUAGAGUGUGUGUGUGUGUUACAGUGAUGUUUGUAGAUCUGUAACACUUUAUUUCAAGUGUGAAUUGCUUUAAUUAUGUUAAGCAUUGCUUGUGAAAAAAACAGUUUUUCAAUUCCAUUAUGGUUUAUGAAAGCAUGGGUGAGUGUUUAGAGAAUGAUGAGUGCAGAUUUUUUCCGGCAGUUCCACACAGGACACAGUUACAGAAAGCAUGUUUUUGGCCUUCAAUGCAUCAAAAAUCAGCAUGCCGAAUAUGAUCGCCAAACCAACCUGCCUGAUUUCUGAUUUUACUACUCAUGAUGUUCACACGCAUAUAUAUCUGUGGAAAUGCAGAAGAGUCGUUCUGCAUCAGUCGAACCUAAAUAAGUCUCUCUCUCUCUCUCGGGCAGGAAUGGAGUGUGCUCAGAGCGCUGUCACGCACUCAGUUCAUUCACCAAUUCAAUUUUGUCAAGAGGCUUUUAAUCAAAUUAGAGUGUCUGAUGUAUCUGCACACUGCCAGUACAGGGCUGAAUGGAGGAGCUCUUGUAAUGGAGCACAUUACUGUCCUGUCCGAGUAUAAUAACCAUCAGCAUUUAUCCCUGUGAUUGUGUAUGGGGCAUUAAUUACCUACCCAGGCCACUAAAAGGUGAGAUGUGCUGCUGCCAACCCAUGAGGCUUUGUGAUACAUAAAGCGUUCGCUCACAUGAAGAAUGAAAAGCAUUAUGCUCCUUUAGCUCAUAACAUAACAAUGCAUUGAAAUUGUUGCAUUUAUCAGCCAAAAUCCAAAUGUUAUUUUGUUUUUAGAUUUCCUCUUUUUCUUCUGAUUGUUUCUUCAGAUUGCAUUUUUUAUAAUAAUGUGUUUUUUUACAUACAAUGUUUUUAAUUCUACUGUUUGUGUGCUUGAAGAGUUUAUUUGCAGAAAAAGAUAACUCGGUUUAAAUUUUUUUCAAAAAUC
Molecule: messenger RNA, 3427 nt
Organism: Triplophysa rosa
Lineage: Eukaryota; Metazoa; Chordata; Actinopteri; Cypriniformes; Nemacheilidae
Gene: cpne5b
Product: copine Vb
Exons: 21
Coding region: 320-2044 (574 amino acids)
Biological process (GO): cellular response to calcium ion
Cellular component (GO): plasma membrane
Molecular function (GO): calcium-dependent phospholipid binding
Source: RefSeq, a predicted model, not a curated record